This is a messenger RNA of Leishmania mexicana MHOM/GT/2001/U1103, 1116 nucleotides long. RefSeq names its product conserved zinc-finger protein. The transcript has a single exon. Gene Ontology annotation, biological process: ribosomal large subunit biogenesis. The record is from RefSeq and is a predicted model, not a curated record. Gene Ontology annotation, molecular function: nucleic acid binding; zinc ion binding. Gene Ontology annotation, cellular component: preribosome, large subunit precursor. NCBI's taxonomy places the organism in Eukaryota, Euglenozoa, Kinetoplastea, Trypanosomatida, Trypanosomatidae. The coding region runs from base 1 to 1116 and encodes 371 amino acids.
AUGUCUCGGUGUGGCACGUGCAACGUAGUGCUAGAAAACGGUGAGGUACUGCGUGCCCACUACGGGUCUGAGUUUCACCUCACCAAUGUGCGUCGCCGCGUCGACGGCUUGCGCCCGCUGUCGCAGCAGGAACAUCGCUUCUCCACCAAUGAGGCGGAGGGCGCCGUUCUGGAUGAGAAGGGCACCCCCGUCUACUCGUGCACGCUAUGCAAAAAGACGUUUCACUCUGUCCAGACGCUGCAGACACAUAUCCGCUCAACAGCGCAUCUGAUGCGAAAGGAGAAGCGUAUCAUCGCGCGGGACUCGGAGACGGCGAGUAUGCUGACGUCAACGUCGCUCGGUAGCGCGGCGAUGGGCCUGCAUCGUCGCCACAACGCCAAGAAGAGCACCGCCGCGCGUGGUGACGCGAAGCCGAAAACCGCUCCAAAGGUGGACCCUGAGGCGCGGGAGGAGGACGCAAGCGAGUUGCGCUGCAUGUUCUGCGGCUUUCUCUCGGCGGAUGUCGAGUCCAACGUGCACCAUUUGGAGUGCGUGCACAGCUUCGCAGUUCCGCUGGCGGCCCACUGCACAAACCAGGCAGCGCUGCUCGCGUACUUAGCCCGCAAAAUCAACGGGCUUAUGUGCAUCGUGUGCAAUGAGCGCACGCGCUCCUUCUCUUCGCUGGAAGCGCUGCGCGACCACAUGCGCGAAACCAACCACGAACGCCUUAUUCUCAGCCCUGAAUACCAGGAGUUCUACGACGUGGCGCUCGAGGACCCGGAGACGGCGAGGCCGGUGCAGCUCGAGGGUGUCCGUGGCGACGAACUUGUCCUGGCGCACGACAAGGCGCUUGGGAAGAAGCGCGUGGUGCUGAAGCGCGAAAAUGAUGUUCCACGUCCCCGGCCACGCGAGACGGAGGAACAGAAUGAGAAACGCAUGGCGAUUCUGGCCGAGGAGCAGGAAACGCGCGCGCUGGCGAGGCACGAGCAGAAGGAGCUCAUCAUGGCGCAGAACAAGGAGGCUGCGUGGGUGGCGAAGCGCAGCGGCGGUGACCGUCACGACCUUCAGCUGGACGUUAGCAUGCGCACGAAUAAGCUGCAUCCGAAAGGGUACGAUGGCAACAUGAUGUUUAGUUAA